AUGGACCGCCGACAGAAGGAUGCCACUACGGCCUUAGAAGUGGCCAUUCAAUUGGCACGAGGACAGCCUGCACCUGCCUCCCAACCAGAUUAUCCACCCAGCACUCACCCUCAACAAAAUCCACAUUCAGAGCAUCCCCAGUAUCACCAUAAUCCACCACAACAAAGGAAUCCUCAAAGACCAAAGCAACCUAUUGCUGCUCAACAGGAGAGGCCAAUCCAAGAUCCUGAGCAGCGACCACCCUCUCCCGCUGAUCGAGAUAACACCCAGCAGCAAAUGCAGAAUAGGACCGAGCAACAUCCCAGAAGCCCUAGACGUCAAAAAGUUGAGGAGCAAAACCCUCCUAGCAGGGGACAACGUCCCUCGGGAAGUAGAAGACAUGUGGAUUCAGGCUCUGUGAUCAGAGGUCCCCCAUGA
Molecule: messenger RNA, 417 nt
Organism: Humulus lupulus (European hop)
Lineage: Eukaryota; Viridiplantae; Streptophyta; Magnoliopsida; Rosales; Cannabaceae
Exons: 1
Coding region: 1-417 (138 amino acids)
Source: RefSeq, a predicted model, not a curated record